Messenger RNA from Rhodofomes roseus, 1032 nucleotides. RefSeq names its product serine threonine protein phosphatase 2A. The transcript has 6 exons. Gene Ontology annotation, biological process: mitotic cell cycle; peptidyl-serine dephosphorylation. Gene Ontology annotation, cellular component: cytosol. The record is from RefSeq and is a predicted model, not a curated record. Gene Ontology annotation, molecular function: protein serine/threonine phosphatase activity. Lineage: Eukaryota; Fungi; Basidiomycota; Agaricomycetes; Polyporales; Fomitopsidaceae. The coding region runs from base 1 to 1032 and encodes 343 amino acids.
AUGGAGAACGAGAUAGACGGAUGGAUCGCACAGCUUAGCCAGUGCAAGCAGCUCGCGGAGCCCGACGUGAAGCGGCUAUGCGACAUGGUGCGUGCCAGGUUGCACUUCCGGGGUGAUAACGGUGGUUCGCCACCAGGGCGCAGGCGAACUGCUACGCGAGAGAUUCUCAUGGUCGAAUCAAACGUCCAGCCUGUGAGGUGUCCUGUGACUGUCUGCGGCGAUAUCCACGGCCAAUUCCACGACCUUUCGGAGCUCUUCCGCAUCGGCGGGAACUCACCCGACACGAACUAUCUCUUCAUGGGUGACUAUGUUGACCGGGGUUACUACUCCGUUGAGACUGUCACUCUCCUUGUUGCGCUCAAGCUGCGCUAUCGCGACCGCGUCACCAUCCUCCGAGGCAACCACGAGUCGCGGCAGAUCACGCAGGUGUAUGGUUUUUACGAUGAGUGCUUGCGAAAGUAUGGCAAUGCAAACGUGUGGAGAUACUUUACGGAUCUCUUCGAUUACCUCCCCCUUACCGCUUUGAUCGAAAACCAAAUCUUCUGCCUUCACGGAGGCCUCUCGCCGUCCAUAGACACCCUCGACCACGUCCGGGGCAUUGAUCGUGUGCAGGAGGUGCCGCACGAAGGGCCAAUGUGCGACCUUCUGUGGUCCGACCCCGAUGACCGAUGCGGUUGGGGCAUAUCGCCGCGUGGUGCGGGAUAUACGUUUGGGCAGGAUAUCAGUGAGGCGUUCAACCACAACAAUGGUCUUACGUUGGUUGCGCGGGCGCACCAACUCAUUAUGGAGGGUUAUAAUUGGAGUCAGGACCGCAACGUCGUCACGAUCUUCUCUGCACCAAACUACUGCUACCGCUGCGGCAAUCAGGCGGCGAUUAUGGAGAUGGACGAAAAACUAUCGUAUAGCUUCCUACAAUUCGAUCCUGCGCCCAGAGUGGGAGAGCCUCUCGUAACGCGGCGCGUCCCGGACUAUUUCCUUGUAAGUAAGGUCUGCCAUACAUUGGGAGGAGAUGCUGACACCGGUGUGCAGUGA